AGAGAGAGAGAGAGAGAGUAAGAGGGAUGAAACGAGAGUUUGGAUCGAGUCAGGAGAGCGCGGUAGCGAGAGAGCGAAAGAGAGAUGGUGAUAGAGGAACGCGGUGCGACGGAGGCAAGGUUUUCGUCUCCAGUUCCCGCUAAGCGGCCGACAGGAAUGGAACGAUCGGGUUUUCUACGGUUUUCAACGUACACGUGGCUUAGCGUGGAGUAGCGUGCGGGGUUUCGCCACGCGGGACGCUUCUACACGCGCUGCUACAAGCCGACUUUCAGAGUAGUAGUAAUAGUAGUAGUUGUUGGUGGUGGAGGUGGUGGUGGUAGUAGUGAUGGUGGUGUUGGUGGUCCGUAGUAGUGGUUGCUCUGUAGAUGCCGGUGGGGGUUGGUGGUGGUAGUAGAGGUUGUGUGACCGACCGAGCACACGACGGCCGUCGAGAUAGCAUAUAAGUAUCUGUCAUCCCUACCACCACCGGCUUGCUACACGGACUCGUGCCGCCUGCCGCUUUCGAGCAAAGUUUUCGCGAGAUCCUGGAAACUGCGGGAGAUGCUACGGGCGUAGAGGGAGUACGCUCGAAGGAGGGUAGAAGGAAGGAACGUUUGCUGGUAGUCUGUGUACUCAUACUCACGGGGUUCUCUUUUCAGCGGAUUCUAACCUACUAACGAGUUUACUCCGUCGGUAACGCCGGCACGCGUGCCGCCUAUGUAAACGUGUCGUCGUGUAGUCACCAGUCACACGCACAUUGGGGGAUGAGUGUGGUUGCACGCCGCGCGAAAAAUCAUACUCGUGAUAUGACUCGUGAUCGUAUCGAUCGUAAUACGAACGAUAAGAAACCCGAGCGUAUGUGAUAAACGAUUUUAAACGCGAACCUCGUCGGCUCUUUUUAAGAGCUCGUUAACAACAUUAUCGAGGAUGGCGUCGAAGAAGAUUAGAAAGAACCAUUCGAUACAACAUCUUCUCGAAUUGCCAUCCAGUAGAGAAACUAAACAACCAUCGCAAUUUUCAUCUAAACAACCAACUCGGUCAUUGCCGAUUUCUACUCCUCGUCAGGUGCCAAUCACCGUCUUGCAUCCGACACCGAAAAAGUUGUACUUGAGCAAAUCACGGCAAAGCGGACUUUUGGAAGAUCCACAACAACAAUCUGCAGUCUCGCAAAUAGCCAGUCUAAACCCACGCCAGCAAGAGUCGUCCCUUGCAAGGCGGGACUAUCCCCGCCAAAUCAUGAACAAGGUGGAUGAUCGUGUAAGAUCGCCAAAUACGUUAAGAUGCGUGACAGCAACCACGUCGCUAUCUAUUUCCCCAUCGAGUCCUGAAGAACCUGUUACGCUGGUGGAACUGACCAGCGUCCCAGGCGGGCAGAAUGCAAUGGCACAUCUCAAAAAGCGGAAGCUGGAAGCAGAGUCGAUCAGUUCGAAUCUUAAACAACCUCAACAGCAACAGCAACAGCAGCAACAACAACAACAACAACAACAACAACAACAAUUGCAGCAACAGCCAUUACUGACAAACAAAAAGGGUCCUCAAACUAGCGUUCCGAAAGAAAUGGAGGUGACUGACACAGCUGCUGCCAAAAGAAGAAGAAAAAGUGUUCGUGACGAUGAAAUACGGAAAUCGGUUGACGUUGAUCCGAAUAAAAAUAUAUCAUUGCCGCAGAAGAAACGAGCAUUCACUUCGGGAAAUUCAGGAAGUCCGGCUAGGAAAUCAAGUAAACAUUGCGAGGAACCGGAAGACGAUGAAACUCUUAUAAGAGAAACUGAGGCAGCUUUGAAAAGUUUAUCUGGAAGUUGGCCUGGACCUAGAGGUUCGUUAUAUCAAAGAGGAAAUUCAGAGGAAGACAGAUAUGAGUCGAAUUUCGAGAAUCUCUUUGAGGAAAAGAAAGAAAAUCCAAAAUUAUCGCCUUCGUCGUUGUCAACCUCGUCGACGACCAGCACGGACGCUGGUUGUUCGUUGAAAGAUGUGAUAACGCUUCGUGGUCAACAUGAUCGGUGCGGUAGAUCCCAGAUGCAGAUGAAACAAGACGUUAUGAAACAGCAACAUCCGAUAAAAGGCAAGAAAGAAUUUGAUAACUUGAUCAAAAUCGAAAACGAAUGCGCGAAUAUACAAUGUCAAGUAAACACAUGUCAAAAUGAAUCUAGCAAGAUCCGACCAAUAUCGGUAAGAUCUUUGGCUGGCAAAGAGAGAAAUGAAAGAAAUCUCGUUGGUGCACACGUUGAUUCCCAAGGCCGUCAAGUGGACAAUAAAUAUUCCAGAUACGAACCACCAGAUUUUAACGAAUUAGUCGAUGAUUCGUCGAACGAAUUAGAAAUCGACAUGUCAGAUCCUACUCCCGAUAAAGAUGAUACUACAGGAGACAGACCAAAUGAUCGUGACAGAGAUAGGAUGUGCAAAAAUGCGCAAUCCCCUUCCAUCAUCGGAAGACAACAACAACAACAACAACAACAACAACAACAACAGCAUCAUCACCAACAUUAUGCGGGAUAUCAAAGGCAAUAUCAUGAAAAUAAUAUGAAGAUUUCGCCUACGGCAACAUCAUCUAAUUCUUCGGUAUCAACGAAUUCUCCAUUCUCAGCAACUUCUGCGUUCAGGCCUCCUACCAGUGAUCAUUCGAAAAACAUUUGUCGCAGUACAACAACGGUACCAGUUGGUGCGACCCCCAUACCACCUAUUGGUCCAUAUCCAGCUUCGGCAACCUUCGUUGGUUAUCCAGCACCAGGUCUUGGGCCAACGAUGCCAACCCCACAGCCUGUUCCUGGUUUGUCACCGACGUCAGAGGACAAACAUUCACCGACCGUUUCAUUGUUGCAAUUGAAAUCAUCUAAGGAAGAAUCGCAUCACGUGUCGGUACACGAUCCUUCAUCUAACACGGUAUCGAGCAGUAAAAGUCCAACAGGACUUCCCUCAGUGACAAGUCCAGACUCCUCAAAACAGUAUACGAUCCUUCAACCCGCGGGAGUAGGUUCUAGAGCUGCCAGUGCUAUUCAAGAUAUUACCAGAGAAGGAGUAGUCAGUGUUGCUGCAGUUAGCAAUUGUAACACUGGAAGCAACAAUACGAACAACAAUAGUAAUAAUAAUAAUAACAACAAUGGAACGAAUUGUAAUCGUAACAUUGCCAACAAGAAUACGAGUAACAACAAUGUGAAUAAUAAUAAUAAUAACAAUAGUGGAACUAAUAGAAAUUCGAACAGUAACAACGUAACCAACAUUUCGAUCACCACUGUGUCUACCAGUACUACAUCCAGUUCCACAAAUACCGUUGAUGGUUCAUCUGCAAGUGGAACGGGACAACAGGAAAAUAUGAUAAAAAUGCCAGAAAGACCUAACACGUUCGACGCCAACAGACCAGGAAUGUCCAUGUCUCCGUCCAGUCUCAGUAGAGAAGGCAACAAGUGUCCAACCCCAGGUUGCACGGGGCAGGGUCACGUGACCGGACUCUAUUCCCAUCACCGCAGUCUUUCUGGUUGUCCACGAAAGGAUAAACUAACGCCCGAAAUGUCAGGAAUACCACCAGAAUAUAUCAGCACAAAUCUACUUCCACCAUCAAUGGACAGCAAAUCCUAUUCGCAGUAUUCGUCCGGUAGUCAGGACACAAAGCCAGUGAUAAGUUCCUUGACUUAUGACUAUUAUGCCUCUACGAAAAGCACAGGGAUAAAUGUGAAGCCUCCGAAAACGUCGGAGGAAAGUCCACCAUCUCGUUCAAGCAAGGUAGUCCCUAAGACCGAGAACAUGACUGCUAGUGGUAGUUGCUGCAAUCCUUUACCAAGUAGAGGCCAAAAUACAUCGGACCUGUUGGUACCUAAAACGGAAGAUAGCGUAUCGUGCCGUGUCAAUUCACCGCCACCGCCCCCACCACCGACAGUUCGGCCUACAUACGACUCUUACAUGAAUCAGGAUUCAAAUUCCUCAUCGUUGUCGUCGAUGGAUGCAAUGGGUUCGAGGGGUACCAUAGGUGGAAGCAUACAUCAUUCCAAUCAACAUCCAACGCAUCACGUUUUGCCAAUGCAACCGACCGUUGCUUAUCCCAUGCCAAUGGUCGAAGACACGAGGAUGAGUCAUCAAAUGUCUCAAAGAUCACCUUACGAGUCUACGACAAUGAUGGCUGCCGCAGCAGCUGCUGCGGCAGCUGCUACUACCAGCGAAGAACUUUAUCAUCACAGAUCUGCCGAACAUGCGAGAGCUUAUAUGCAUCCAGGAACAACUAAUAUUGCAAGACCCGUGGUUACUUAUUCGAAUGAGAUCGCCGCUGCUAGGGGUUACGAAAAUCCAAUAGCCAAUGCUGCUAAUCAUCGACCAUACGAUCCAGGUACCACGUCAGCGUACGAAAGAUACGAUGCGCAAACUUGUGCCCCGAUCCAACCUCAACAACAGCAGCAGCAGCAACAACAACAGCAGCAACAGCAGCAACAACAACAGCAACAACAACAGCAGCUACAUUCAAGAUCAAAUAUGUAUUAUUUGGGACAGACCGGCAUGACGCCCGAGGAACAGGAACGCGUUUAUCAUCAGGAAGCUGCAGCAGCCGCGCAACAACAUCAAAUGGUUAUGGCUGCAGCCACGGCAGCGAGCAUGAUGAAAACGGAAGAUGUGAAAUGCGUGACAGUAGCACAAGUUCAACAAAUGCAAAAACCUGGUGGUCCGCCAACCUCUCCAGGGGGUUCGGUAAUGGAUCUAUCCACGUCGAGCGUUACUUCGACCAGUCCACAGGCUCCUCCUUACGGUUCAAGCAGUCUCAGUCCGCAAUAUGGAGGAGGUCAAACUGUCGGAGGUAGUCCACAAGCUGCUGCAAGUCCUCACUUGACUGCAAGUCCUCAAGUCCCUAGUCCUCAGGGUCAAACAUUGGACCUUAGCGUGAAUAGACUACACAGUGGUGCACCAAGUCCUCAAUAUUCCACGGGUCAUGGAGAAGCCGUGGCGGUUCCCGUAGGUCCAGGCUUUCCGGCACCACGACCAAUCGAAGAACAGACCGAGCCCGUGGACUUCUCCACGGCAAACGAGCCAGUCAAUUUCAGCGGGGGUCCAGGAAUCAGGCCUGUCCCAGGAUUCCCGCCACCCGGUGUGCACGUAGCUGCAUAUAGUCGUGAAAGUACCCCUGACAGCGGUGGUUCCCACUACAUGGACGCUUACCGAGAUCCUACUGGAUAUGGACCUAUGAGCCCGCAUCCAGGUUACGGUAUGGCUGGUGUACAACCAGAGUAUCCUGGAAACACUUAUACUCCCUACCCCACCGCAAGUUAUAAUUGUGGUGGAACCUAUCCUGCAGGUCCAGUUACUUCUGGAUACCAAAUUCCAGCAGGUUAUACCCCAGCACCGUGUUACAGUAUGCCGCCGCCACAGCAUACUGUCGGACCUCUCGAUAAACCAUCUGGUAAAGAUGACAGUAUGAAUAUAAGGAGACACACGUUGAAUUUUGCACCUCGGCCCGCCCCUCGUGGUCGCGACGGCAAGGAGCUGAUACAGUGCCCCACGUCGUCCUGUGAUGGCAUGGGUCAUGUCUCGGGGAACUACGCUACCCACAGAAGCCUCUCUGGUUGUCCGCGAGCCGAUCGUUCACAAAUUCAAGCGCACUCUCAAGAGUUGAAAUGUCCAACGCCAGGAUGCGAUGGAUCAGGACACGUCACUGGAAAUUAUUCGUCUCACAGAAGUUUGUCCGGCUGUCCGCGAGCUAAUAAACCGAAAAGCAAACCCAGGGAUGGACAGGAUUCUGAACCAUUAAGAUGUCCCAUCCCAGGUUGUGAUGGAUCUGGCCAUGCUACUGGCAAAUUCUUGUCGCAUCGCAGUGCAUCCGGAUGCCCGAUCGCAAAUAGGAACAAAGCGCGAGUCUUGGAGUCUGGUGGAACAAUUGAACAACACAAAGCAGCAAUCGCAGCGACGACAGCGAUGAAAUUUGAAGGUGUCAAUUGUCCUACACCAGGCUGCGAUGGUAUCGGUCAUAUAAAUGGCUCAUUCUCAACGCAUAGAUCUCUAUCGGGUUGUCCUAUAGCCGGACAUGCUGUCAAGAAACCAAAGUUCGAGGAUAUGUCAAGCAUGUACAGCAAAGGAAUCCCCGGGGUGGACGCCGGUGGUCCGGCUCACGGAGGUGCGGUGGGCACGGGUCAGGGUAAUACAAGCGGUGGUGGGUCCACGAGUGCCCAGGGCGAAGACCUCUAUACACUGGAGGCUGAAAUCACAGAACUCCAGAGGGAGAAUGCUCGGGUUGAAUCGCAAGUACUGCGCCUGCGUUCCGACAUCACCGCCAUGGAGAAUCAACUGAAGCAGGGCGAGAAGGAAACAACGACGAUAGCUACGCGAAACAAUAAUCUAACCGAGUACUAUCAGUCGUUACGUGAUAACAUGAUAACGUUGCUGGAACACGUACGAAUACCCAACGCCCCAGGUGGACCGCAAGAGAAAAUGGGCCAUGAGAAUUUUGAUAGUUAUCUAACAAAACUGCAAACUCUGUGCACCGCCGACGGCUAUUGUGCCGACGAAACCAAUCGACCGAUCUACGAAACGGUGAAAACCGCCCUACAAGAUUUCACGGUCCUGCCGACACCCAUCUGAGACCAUCCCUAAAGUUCAACGAUCGAGUACAGUGUCGUUCGAACGUCUUUGAUAAAGUGAUUAACGAUAAUGUCCGAUUCAAUUUUACCUACCUACCUACUUACUGGUAAGGUAAACUUUCGUGUCCAUUGUGAAAAAGGAACUUUGCAUUAUCGACCAGCCGCUAAGCAAACUUUGCUUAAAUUAAUUUAAACGAUUCAAAAAUGGAUAUUAUCUCUUAACGCGUAACGAUUCUAUUCGGUUAAAGGAGAAGAAAUUCGUUCGAAAUGUUUGUUGGAUACUUAUUAUAUUCGAGAAAAUAUAAUUGAACAACAUAAAUAAAUAAAUAAAUAAAUCAAAUGAUUUCACGAAACAUCUCGAUCGUAUCCAAAAUGAAAUGUAAUAUCGGAACGAGUCGAUUAUAAAAAGACUAAACGAUGAUUUCAUUUCGCAUACAGCGAAAUAUCUUUUGUACAUACGAAAAUGAAUGUCGCGUAUAAUUCGUAAGAUCAUCGACGAUAAAUAUAUUAAUUAGCACUUUGUAAAUACACGGAGGGAAAAGAAACAAAAAAAAAAAGUGAAAAGAAAAG
Polistes canadensis is the source of this 7100-nucleotide messenger RNA. RefSeq names its product putative mediator of RNA polymerase II transcription subunit 26. The transcript is spliced from 20 exons. The record is from RefSeq and is a predicted model, not a curated record. Gene Ontology annotation, cellular component: nucleus. The coding region runs from base 907 to 6531 and encodes 1874 amino acids. Gene Ontology annotation, molecular function: zinc ion binding; RNA polymerase II cis-regulatory region sequence-specific DNA binding; DNA-binding transcription factor activity, RNA polymerase II-specific. NCBI's taxonomy places the organism in Eukaryota, Metazoa, Arthropoda, Insecta, Hymenoptera, Vespidae. Gene Ontology annotation, biological process: regulation of transcription by RNA polymerase II.